Molecule: messenger RNA, 2600 nt
Organism: Thecamonas trahens ATCC 50062
Lineage: Eukaryota; Apusomonadida; Apusomonadidae
Exons: 2
Coding region: 104-2590 (828 amino acids)
Biological process (GO): vesicle fusion; endoplasmic reticulum to Golgi vesicle-mediated transport
Cellular component (GO): SNARE complex; cis-Golgi network; Golgi medial cisterna
Molecular function (GO): SNAP receptor activity
Source: RefSeq, a predicted model, not a curated record
UAGCGGAGGAUGGGAUGAGUUGCGACGGAGUGCCAAGCAGUUGGAAGGAGAGAUCGACUCCAAGCUCAUUGCUUUGUCUCAGCUCGGAGCAAGUCUUUCGAGUAUGGAAGGAGAAGAUCAUCAUCGAGCUGGUGGUACAACGGGUGGAUAUGCUGAUGUGGAAAUGGGUUCUGUACCUGGUCUUGGUCCUGCUUCGUCAUCGUCUCUGACAGAGGCAAAGAUGACCUUUGAUGCUCUCGCGGCGGAGCUGGAUACUCUUCUGUUGGCUCUCAAGGAGACCGUGGCAAACAUGGGCAACAUCAUCUCAGCAUCAAAGCUGACUCCGCCGCCGGCAAGGGUUCACACCCUUCAUCGGGAUCGGGAGAUGCUGCGCGACUUUGAAGUCGAGUUCAGAAAGACGAGGGAUCACGUCAACAACUACCUGGCACGCAUUCAACUCCUCGACUCGAUGGACGAGGGCAUCGCCGCCUACAAGUCCGAGCAGGAGCAUGUCCUUCGCGAGGCACGCGCCAUCAACGCUACUGAUCGCAUGACAGACGCUCUCCUCGGCUCCGCUGCCGCCUCUCGCGCAGAGCUCCUCCGCGAGACCGGCCAGUUCCGUUCCAUCAACUCGCGCCUCGCAGACAUGUCUGCUCGCUUCCCGCUCAUCGGCAACAUCAUGUCCAAGAUCAAGUCGCGUAAGCGCCGCGACAUGUACAUCCUUGCCUCGGUCAUCGCCUUUUGCAUCAUCGUCAUCGCCAUGUACUGGUGGAACAAAGCUAGCUCGCCGCACUCGGUCACCUCGCACGUCUCGCAUGCCUCGGCCGUGACCGCUGCGUCGGCGGCGGAGCUUCAGGUGGCGAGCUCGGACUUGUCGCACUUGCUCGUCUUGUUUGACAGCCAGCAAGCAGAGCUGGCAAAGGCUCGCCGCCAAGCGGCAGAGCUAGCCGAGAAAAACGCGGCUCUAGAGGCUCAGCUCGUCGACGCUCUCCAGUUCCAGGUCGACCUCUCGCGGGCGUACAAGGACGCAGUCGCCGAGCUUGACGCUCUCAAGCAGCGCUCGCCGGCGUCGCUCCCAACGGUCACAUCGCCGGCUGCGACGGCAUCGCCCACGGCCGCAUCACCAGCGUCGCUCCACUCGCUCACCGCCGAUCUGGCCCGGACCACGUCAGAGCGCGACUCGCUCGCUGCUGAGCUGGCCCGGACCUCGGACGAGCUCCACGCUCUGCGGCUGUGGGCCGAGUCGUACCAGUACGGUGAGCCGGCGGAGAGCAAACAGCCCGAGCCGGAUGCGCCGGAAGAGACCGAUGGCCUCGGCCUGCAGCGGUCGCACUCGUGGGAGGUCCCGCCGCCGCGCGAGCGGUUCGAGCUCCUUGUCCGGGAAAAGUCGGCCCUUGAAGAAAAGGUCGAUGCGCUCGAGCUCGAGCUCGCCCACUCGUCCAAGCGCAAUACCGAGCUGGCCGAGUCGCUUGCCCGCGCAGAGACCGCAGCGCUCGCGCUGGAGAACCGCGACCUGAACCGAUCGGCCGAGCUGGAGCGCGCCGCCGCCGAAGUCAUCGAGGUCGACCGCGAGUACGGCGAGCACUUUGCCCAGCUCGACGCCACCAACACCGCGCUCGCCGCAGAGGUUGAGAGCCUCCGCGACGAUAAGAUCCGCCUCGAAGCCCAUAUCGCCCACCUCACCGAGCACAUGCACGCCCUCACCCAGCUCAACGCCGACUUGGAGGCUGCCUCGCGGGCCGGGCCCGACGGCGAGCCGCUCGACCCAGCAUCGUUCGACUCGGCUGUUGUCCAGAGCUCCAACGCCCGCGCCGCACUCGAGCUGCACUCUCUCCGCGAGGAGCUCGCCCGCGUCUCCGCCGCCGAGGCCCGCGAGAAGAAGCGCGUCCGCCAGCUGCGCGCCAAGCUCCGCCAGUACGUCGCCCGCGUCGAGGGUCUCGACCGCGUCGAUCACCUCACUGCCGCCACCGCCGCCGCACGCCGCUCAGCCUCGCCCUCGGUCGAGGCCUCGCUCGAGCUCGCUCUUCUCGCUGAUGAGAUGGACAUGCACGCGCACGAUGCCGCUACACAGCUCCAGGCCGCCGCCGACGAUCGCGACGCCGCAGAGCGCGCCGCAACCGCCGCUGCCGCACGCGCCGCAACUUCGGCCGCUGUCGCCGACGCCCGCGAGAGCGGCCUCACUCGCCAGCUUGAACGCUCCCGCACCGCAAACGCCGAGCUCCAGUCGCGGCUCCACCUCCUCCUCGCCCAGAUUGCCGAGCUGGAGGCCAUGAACGACGACCUCGCCAGCCGCCUGGCCGUCGCCGAGGCCCGCGAAGGCGCCGCCCUCGAAUCGGCCCGCGAUAUCGCCGGCCAGGGCGCUGUCGGCGCCGCAACUCUGCUGGACAAGUACAACGCCGCCAUCUCUGAACGCGACGCCGCAUCCGCUGCCCUCGAAGCCUCGCGCGAAGAAGUCGCCCAGCUCCACACCCGCCUCGCUGCCGCUGCCGAGCUCAAGUCAGCCCUCAAGUCAACGUUUCUCGUCGAGAUCCAGAAGCGAACCGCAGCCUUUAAGCAGCUCCGAUCCCAGCUCAUCGCCGCCUCGAGAAGAUCCAAGUCGUCGCACACUUGAACAGCCUUCC